GGGCGUCAAUGAGGAAGCACUGCUGUGCCAGCUGUUGAAAUGAGAAGUCUCAGCGGCUUCAUCACUUCAGUGGGACCUUUGUGCUUAUUUCAGAGUGCAGUGAUUUCAAAUCGAUUUUGAAAAGACCGGUGAUUAGUUACGAUUCGAAAAUCGACAAAUAUAAAUAUAAUUUCCGCAAAUAUAAAUAUAAUAACGGAUGAGCGAUAAAGACAAACGCUGGUAAACAAAUGAUCACUUGAAUUGCUUGUGUCGACGAGUUGCUGUAACGUUAGAUCCAUGGAAGUGACCUACAAGAGGGAAAUACUUUUGUUUACUGCAAAUCUCGUCGAUGUUCAGUAACAGUAACGCUCCUUCUUACCUUACUAACUCAAGUCUACCAACAGUUGGGUAGGUGUGUGGAGAAAUAACAUAAUUGCAACGUUAGGCUAGCUAGCAAGCUACAUUCAUUAACGUUAGCCCUCAUUCCCUAGAUGAGGUUGACACUGACUCGCUUACCCUGUUAACCACAGUGCAACACUGGUUCAUCGAUUAAACCGCGGAGUUAUGUCUGGAUUAUGAUAGCAUUUUGCCCAUUUGAAAUACGGGUUACAUCAUACAGUUCUAUGUUUACACCAAAGUUAGCUCAAACUAAAGUACAUCUCUUGUCUCUGGGAUUGUGACCUUCCAUGUCAGUGUAGAGCUACUCACUAGAGAAACUCUGCCAUUUCCGCAUAACCAGCAGCAAACGUUACUUUUAAAGGUGUAUCUAAGUGAGGAACGUUGGGAUAUAAGUCGUUUCGCAAGGGAAGGUACCGAGCUACCGUGAUCGAGAACCUACUGAGACUGUUCUAAAAUGGAAGAUGAAGUCUUUCAGCAGAUCAUGUACAUUGUCAAUCAUCUUGUCACCUGGACAGCUGCCACUGCUAUCAUAUUUGGCGGUGUGGUACCAUACGUUCCCCAGUACAGGGAGAUCAAGCGGACCCAGAACGCUGAGGGGUUCUCCUCCUACGUAUGCCUAGUUCUCCUCGUGGCCAAUAUUUUAAGAAUACUGUUCAGGUUUGGGCGGUACUUUGAGACCCCCCUGUUGUGGCAGAGCAUCAUCAUGAUUGUCACCAUGCUGGUGAUGCUGAACCUGUGCACCGAUGUCCGUGUGACAGCCGAGCUGAACACAAAACGCCGCUCUUUCACAGCGUCAGACAAUAAGGACGAGGAGGUCAAACUCCCCAAGAAGCUCUUUCUGGACUUUGAGUGGGGCUACUUCUGGUCGUGGAGUCGCUUCGUGGACUACCUGCAGUGCGUGCUGGCCUUCACAGCCAUGGCGGCCUACGUCACGUACCUGCUGCUGGACUCGGACCUGUUCGUGGAGAGCCUGGGCUUCCUGGCGGUGUUCACGGAGGCCAUGCUGGGCACGCCGCAACUCUACUGCAACUACCAGAACAAAUCCACAGAAGGCAUGAGCAUUAAGAUGGUGCUGAUGUGGACAAGCGGGGACACCUUUAAGACGGGCUACUUCCUGUUGACGGAGGCCCCGGUGCAGUUCUGGACCUGCGGCCUGCUCCAGGUGUGUGUGGACGUGGCCAUCCUCUUCCAGGUCUACUACUACAGCCGCUACCCCCAGAAGCCUGUGUCCCACACCACACACACCACCAGCGCCAAGGCGCUCUGAGACGGGACCUCUCUCUCUCUCACACACACACACACACACACACACACACACACACACACUACCCGUGCCAAGGCACUCUGCGACAACAUUUCUCUCACACACAAACUCACACCUCCAGCACCAAGGCGCUCUGAGAUGGCAUUUCUCACACACACACACACACACACACACACACACACACACACACACACACAAACACACACUCAAAUCACAAGCUUUGCUUGCAUUCCAUUGCUCAGAGACGACACACGCACACAAACCACUCACAUCAAGAUACACUGAAAUUUGUUCUCUCUCACAAACACUCACACUCACAUACAUACACACAUGCUUACAUGCCAGCAAUACUGAGGCGCAUUGAGACAUUUUCUGUCUCUUAUAUAAUCUCUACACGCAUUAUAGACCCCAGUGUGCACAGCAGGCAUGGGCACACACACACACACACACACACACACACACACAUAUAUAUACAGUAUAUAUUCUGAAACAGGUCAGGAAGACUGCCACACAAAGAUGACCUCUUGAACUCUUUGUUGCAUUUGUCCUUUUUUAAUAUGUUCUUAGUGUUUGUGAAGGAACGCAAUCGUAUUGGCGCAGCUCUGGAAAUGUUUGUGUGGUGUAAGGCAGUUGGCCACUUAAACAUGUUCGCAUCCAUGUAUGUACGACAUAUGUAUACUUUCUCUUCCUCUCUCUCUCUCUCUCUCUCUAUCUCUAUCUAUAUUCUCAUAUACCUGUGCAUGCAUACAAUCUGUGUCUGGUACAAAUGCGCUGCACACAGGGACACUAGAGUGUUGCAUUCUGGGAAGUUCUUCUCUGCGGACACGAGGCCCAGAGCUGAUGAUUGUUGUUGCAUGGACACUGUUGCCUUACAGUCAUUCCUUUACACAAAAAAAGGGCUGGUUUUCUCUUUCUCUGAGGUAAUGUUCCACACUAGCUCAACCAAGGCUCAAUGAAUGUAUGGAGAUUGUUGUAAUGGCGCUUUUUAGGCUAGCUUUGUUUUUAUACUUGGAGGACAAGGUGGUCCAGACUACUCAAGCGUUGCCAUGGUUGGUUGCCAGGCACCCCAUCUACUCCAGAGGCAGAAGGAGAAGCAGAGGAUGGGUUAUCUAGAGGAACUGGACUCUUCUGUGUGCUAAACGGGUAAUCAGGACUCUGUCGGGUCCAUGAUUGGUCCUUCGGCCCAAAUGUGGCAAGGAGGACAAGACCAUGAUCUAUUGCUGAGGCUCAGUGUGUGUGUGUGUGUGUGUGUGUGUGUGUGUGUGUGUGUGUGUGUGUGUGUGUGUGUUCGUAGACGUACAUGUGUAUGUAUGUCCAUGUUUGUUUCGUACAGUGUGUUUGGUUGUGGACUGAGAAUUGAAAAUGUUGUGCACAAAGGGAAGCACAAAGGAAGGGUGUAUAUCUGUGGCCUGCACCUGCGUAACCAUUAGGUGUAGUUUCCUCUAGCCGACCAAGGCUGCACGACACCUAGCACACAACUCCUGAGCGGCUUGUGAUUGCCAUGGUGAUAAAAAGAUGAAGCUGCUGCUGAGUCUCCGCACACAAACACACACACACACUCACUCACACAUACGAACACUGACUCUAGUGGGCUCUUUAAGGAGUCCACAAGUCUUCAAUAGAGCUUUUAUCAAGGUGUCUGUGAUAUUUCUUGGGGUAAUGUAUAAAGGCAUGACAUCAGUUGAAAAGUGUGUGUGUCUGUGUGCGUGCGUGUGCGUGCGUGCGUGCGUGCGUGUUUGUGUGUGUGUGCGUGCGCAUGUGUGGGGCACUUUCAGGGACUCCUUUGGUUUUGAGUGUGUUAGCCACCCUUGUUGGUCUGACGCGGGCUCACUUGUCUUCCCAUGUGUCUUUACCCUCACCAUGUCUCCGCUCUCUGUUAUCCUAGCUCUCAGUGUCCGCUCUGUUGCCAUCAUUUUAGUUUUGUAUGGUUCUGUUCAGUGAGGAGUGGCUGUCAGUGGUUGCCAGUAUAAGAGUUGUUGCCUCUUAUUCAUUUUUAAACUCAAGCCACCUGAACUGUUCAGGACACGCGGCCCAAAAUGACCCAAAAUGGUGGUGGAAGAGUCCCCUGCUGUUCAUUGUAAUGCAUUGGGGAUGGUUCAUUUCAUCAUUUGCAUCUGUUAUGAAGGUUAAGUACCCAAGUAAUGCGAGUGCAGUUGAAGGUGGCCAAGUAUAUUGUUGAAUACCGGUGUGUUUAUAUAUUUUUUUUUAAUUUAUAUUAAUACCGGUGUUUGUGUGUGUAUAUAUACAUAGAUUUUAUACGUUUUUAUUUUUUAUCCUUGUUAUUUUUGUUGUUGUUUUUAUUUUAUAUGUCAAGUUCAUGCUAAGAGCAGUAUAUGAGGUGUACAAGUAUUCCUAUUGUGACGGGGAACUUCCUUUUUGUUUUGUGGUUGUUUUGACACAUUACUGUUGCCAUAGUUUCAUAACCUUGUUUGGUUCAAUACCACACAUUUCCAUGGGAGUCAACACAGAACCUUGUGGUCUUAAGCUUGGUGAGUUAACUUCCCAGGGUACGGAUAAAUAAAUGGAUAUAUAUAUAUGACAGGAUGUGUAGUGUCAUUCUGCAGGUCCUUAACAUUUUCUUUAAGUUGAACCUAUUCAUGAAAGUUACAAGAAAACUACUUCAACUCAGCAAUGAGCCAAAUAAAAAAAAGUCCCUUGAAUGGUCCGCCUUCAGCCUUUGUUGAUUGGCCAGUUGGGUUGAUCGUUUCACCCUCAUCAAUCAGAUUUAAAGGGACGGUGCCAAUCGGAGCUGUCAGAGGCUAACCAGAAGCUUGGGUUGAAUGGUCAGUAAAUGCCCCUGCUCCCCUUUAAUCUCUGAAUGGAGGGAUGACUGCUUUUAAAGGGUCACUGUUCACUUCGCUGUAGACGUAUGGCAUGUGGGAUGUCUGUUAACCCACUUGCAGGGCAGGUGAAACGUUUUCUGCUUGUUUCUUGCCAUUUAUGUUCCCGUGGUAACGGCAGGGGAGGAUGGAGAUCAAUCAGGCGAAUGAGCUGCCAAAUGUCCUGGUGGGUGCACCCUGUGUUUUUGUUUGUCGUAUUUUUUUUUAUUGUUAUGUUGGUUAUGUGAGAAGGGAAGAUGUCAGCAGAAUUCAAAUGACAUCAUUGGUUUUCUUUUGUUUUCUUUGUCCUGAAAUUGCAGAAAAAUAGGUUUGUCAACAAAUCAUCCACAUGAUCUAAUUGAUAAAUGGCUUGUAUGGUAAGUAAUAAGUCAUGAUCAAUGCUGUUUUCUAUGGGUGGCAACUGAGGCUUCGUCAUUUUUAUUCAUCUCGUGUACUCAGUGACAUACCUUAAAGUUUACAUGCUGGUAUGAAUCUCAGAAAUGGACAGAUAAAUAAAAGGGGUUUGCUUUACUGAUUAUUGCUUUAAAUGUACAUGUUAAAAGAUAAAUGUAUUGAAGGUAUGCCAUGAGCCAUUCACAAACCACAACAUCAAACAUGGGUUACUCAAAUCACUUCCUGUUUUUAUUUCAUUUUAUUUGAGGGCUUUGGUGGUUUGUGGUUUUGUUGUUUAAUCUUUCCAAACGUACAUUCCUUUUGCCAGAGAAUGGUCUGUGAAUAUCUGCCAUAUAGGACUUCUAUGCCUAUUUAUGAAAUGCGACAUGGAAUCUGCUCAUUAAAAAAAUAGAGCCAUUCUGUA
Molecule: messenger RNA, 5278 nt
Organism: Clupea harengus (Atlantic herring)
Lineage: Eukaryota; Metazoa; Chordata; Actinopteri; Clupeiformes; Clupeidae
Gene: slc66a2
Product: solute carrier family 66 member 2
Biological process (GO): phospholipid translocation; retrograde transport, endosome to Golgi
Cellular component (GO): endosome; trans-Golgi network
Source: RefSeq, a predicted model, not a curated record